Molecule: messenger RNA, 1530 nt
Organism: Oppia nitens
Lineage: Eukaryota; Metazoa; Arthropoda; Arachnida; Sarcoptiformes; Oppiidae
Product: pancreatic triacylglycerol lipase-like
Exons: 8
Coding region: 1-1530 (509 amino acids)
Molecular function (GO): lipase activity
Source: RefSeq, a predicted model, not a curated record
AUGGACUGUUAUGUCGAUGAUGAUGCUAAUGAUGCUAAUGAUGAAACUGUUUGUUACGGAGAUUUAGGCUGUUUUAAUAUAACAGCCGAUUUCCAUCAUAUAGUCUAUCGGCCGCUAAACGUAUUGCCCGAAUCACCCGAUACGGUCAGGACACGUGUCUAUCUAUAUACCCGUCCACAACAUAACAACAACAAAAACAACAGUAAUCAAACGGGUCGACCGCUGAUGAUUCCCGAUCAAUGGUUAAACCGGAAUAUUAUUAGCAAUAAUAAUAGUAGUAGUAGUAGUGAUAAGUUUAUGCGGAUAUUUGACGGGAAUCGGGAAACAAAACUGAUAGUUCACGGACUGUUCGAUAGCCUAGAACAGGGAAAAUGGAUACACCGUCUAAAAGAUGAGCUACUAGUCUAUGGAGAUUAUAAUGUAUUAGUUGUCGACUGGUCUAAUGGGAACGGGUUGCCAUACACCCAGGCAGUAGCCAAUGCUAGACUAGUGGCCGCACAGAUUGUUUUAUUGUUGAAAAAUUUACAACGAUCAACUAAUAAACUGUUGAAGUUUGACAAGUGUCACAUAAUUGGCCAUAGUUUAGGUGCACAGAUAGCCGGCUAUGUUGGCCAACUAAUUGGUGGUAGUGGGUCGACACCAACAAAAAACAAGCUAGGUCGUAUUAGUGGUCUAGAUCCGGCAGCACCAAUGUUUCAAUCAAUGCCCGAAUCGGUACGCCUGGACAGUACCGAUGCCCUGUUUGUCGAUGUUAUACAUACGGAUACAUUGAAUAGCCUGAUAAAUAUAGGGGCCGGUACCAAACACCCAGUCGGUCAUAUGGACUUCUAUCCAAACGGUGGUCACGAUCAGCCCGGUUGUGCCCAGGAUAAAAUCAAGUCSAUAUUGGACAGGGAUCUGAUGGAAAGUACCCGGCUAGUAGUGGCCUGCAAUCAUCURCGUGCCAAUGAAUACUAUAUCGAAAAAACUGGAUAUAUGGGUCGUAUAUCUAUACGUAUUCGACCCCAACAUACUGACUACCUGUCCAUUAACAAUGAUGCCAUAAAAAUUCUACCAAACACUACCUACUAUCAGGUAGUUAGUUUGGACAGUCGGCUUAACCUGUCUGGACAACCAUCAGCUGCAGCAGCAGUAGCAGCAGCACCGGGCGAUCAUCAGCACCGGCAGCCAAUUGCCAACAGUAUUGACAUUAAAUGGUCAGAGGAUUCGUUCAACUUAUUGGAUACGAGUACCUGGAGUUUUGGUACAAUAUUUAGACAGACAAUCGACUUGUUUGGUAACAAUGAUCAGUUAGGCAGCAGCAGCACCGGUAGUACCCGGAAUAGGACAACCGCAAGGAACGGGAGUACUAAACGAAAUUUAUCGAAAAAAUUAGUAUUUAUUAAACAUAUAUGGCUCAGGGAUUUAUCUACCGGGAGAUUAUUGAAAUUUUGUAAUACUCAUAGUCAAAGUGGUAUACCUAGUGGUGGUGGUGGUGGUGGUGGACGGGUAGCUAGAUUUCUAUCAUCACAAUGUAAUAAUAAUAAUUAA